UCAAUUUCAUGUGUAAUAACACAAAAAUGCCAGGCCAACAGCGUAGGUAGCCAUAUACUUUCCACAACGAAACACAUACAUAUAAUAGUAGUUCGGUUCCAUAUGAACGGAAAAUAAGCACUGUAGAUCCAACGUUUAUUGAAUAGGUAAACUUAUCGAUUCAAUGUGGAAGCGACGCGGUAGAAUUAAACGCCAUGUCGUUACGACGAAAUUCAUCAUAUGACAUUUUCAUAAUAUAGCCGUAUGUCUUUGUGUAAACUAUAGUUUAUAACAAAUUGCUAGCGAAAGCCAUAGCGUUCCUAAAAUCAAAACCUCAAACGUAACUCAUAGCCUUUGGAAAAUUCUUCCUUUUAGUAGCGCGAGUAGUUAUGACACCAACUGAAUAUCGGGAACGUAGUUAGCAGCAAGAGAAAAAACUGGCCCGGAUUUUUGCGGAAAGCUUUCCCGGGCAUUUUCUUUUGACUUGUGUCCAGGGUUCGUUGGUGUUCCACGAAGUUCCACAUUGGACAGCUGCAACUUCAGGUUUGUAUUUGCCCCAAGCUCAUAUCUUUUUCUAUUCCACUAUAAUUUACAGAUUAAUGUGUAUUUUUGACAUACGUAACGCUGUAUAAGUAUGCAUUUGUAGCUAACAAUUUAUGUAUUUGUUUCGACGGCACGUAUUCUGUUGACACUCCUUUCUGUCCCAUAAAGUUUCUUGAGCUCUGAGACAGGACAAUGUUUGUGUUCGUUAUUUCUAUAUUCAUGUCGUCUGUAUCACUACUACUUUCCCCUCUCGUAGGUAUGGCAAAGUUUCUGCAAGUGCUCCUCCCUGCUUUUGCCUUUCAUUCGGAACACCGAUACAGUGACGAUCACUCAUCAUGAAUGUUGGCCCGUAGCUCUUUUUCGUGUAUCACCUUGCCCUAUCGCCGUGCCGUUCAGAACCUAUAUGCACCUGUCUGGUGGGUAGCUUGUGUAUGUAAGGACUACGUAGACCUUCGACAUGUCCAGAAUACUAUAUAUUUCGCGCUCUUGAUCUUAUGGACGCCGUAGGUUCGCCUUGCGGUGGGGCGUUGGGCCUUUGGAGCUUUCGGUUGGCAUGCUACUGCUAUUGCUACUGUUGUCCUCUUCCACCCCAAUGUGCAGGCCACUCCGCUGACAGCCGGCGAUUGCCCGUCCCAAUGUGGAGAGGGCGAGUAAGAGAGGGAAGUUUGCGAGUCGACACGAACCGAACUAGAAAUCCGGAGCUGCUUGCUCGAUCUGCGACUCAGCUCCAUAAAACAGGCAUCCAGUCGUAGCCACGGCCCGGUGAGCCCGUUGGGUUGAAAACACGUAUGUGAGCUGCACCGGGCAACCGACAUAAGUACGGCAGGAUAUGGGAAGAGACAAGAUCGGUGUUAGUACGUGAAGUGCCGGUCGCCAUCGAGCCGAUUUAACUUAACCAAUGCUUGAUAGUUUUAAUAUGUAAUAAUAGUAUUAGUAGAAAUCGGCGGCUAGAUGAAAAGAGCGCGCAUUCACAGAAUGAGCUUUGUGUGACUGUUCUAGGAGUGAUUAAAUGCAGUGAAUUCGCUUAUAUUGAGCAUGUCGUACAAGUGAAUGAAUGUAUGCUUUUGUCUGUGUAAUAGACGUCUGUGUAUCAGCUGCGAAGUGACGUUCACGUGGAGGAUGCUGUUGUGCUUUAGGAAGUUCCCCAUGUCUAGCAAGUUAAGAAAGAAAAGUUAAGAAUGGUCGAGUGGUAGUCUGUUCGACGAAUUGCCGCGGUCAACGAGGAUAUUCCUGACCAAUGAGUAGCCUGAGUGAGCAACGAUCUAAUUUGAAGUUAGUUUACACUUUCUGAUCGAGUCGGUCGGCUUUCCAUUUGUUGAUAUCGCUACGACCCGGUGAAUGGCUCUACCCUUACGUGAACCUAGUUAAGCUGAAGGCGGUGAAGGAGCUCCAAAACAAAACAUGUUUAACUGUUGGACUACGGACGGUAUCACUAUGACCCAAAAAUGACUUCGGGCCCGGGUUCGGCCCGGAGAGCCGCAUACUGCCUUACGACUGUUGUUAGUAUUCGAUGCGGAUUAUCGUUCUGCGCUACGCCGUACUCAACGCCGGUAACAGCUCACAUAACAAUAACAGCACCAACAACGGCAACAAUAACAACAAUAACAACGAAACCACAAACACCCAGUCAAACCAAAACAACUACCAAAAAGACGUCGGAGGCCACAUUUCAAGCAGCAUCGACCGAUGAAUCCAAGAUCGAAUCUCGUUCAGUUCCGAAUCACAGCAAAGAACGCAUACCGAGUUGUCUAUUGUCCAUCACGGGGAUUGUAAUUUCGGGUUUCUGUAAUUGCCACAACCACUUUCCAUGCUACAGGACGCAACAAACAAACAGAAAAACGUUGCAAAUCAACGACUCAAGAUCUUGUUCCCUUGCGCUACUGGAUGCCGCUGGCCUCACCGUUGACACAAGCCACAAACAACGAUUUGGUAGGGCCAGUAGGUUGCGCGAAAUCAGCUGUCUGCUACACAAGUUCGGCCAUCGAGCAAAUCUGUUUGUUUCCAGUGCCGAUGCGUUCGUUCCAUGAGCCGCUAUUCGGGGUGAACGCUUUACUUAGACUUUUUCGAUGAUUAGGACACGUGGACGGCGUCGAAGAAGAUGCCCCGAAGAGCUGUUCGAAGUCUAGCCACGUUAAAAGCAAAUCGGAGGACAUUAGCAGGACCUCAACCAGUUGACCGCAAGAUAAACUGAGAAAACUUUGCAAGAACCGGUAGUAACAGCAGCAGAAGCGAGAGGAAGUUUUAAACAAUCGGCAAAAUCAAAAUUAACGAAAACAAUUGCUUUUGAGCAGCAAGAAAAUUGCGCCAUUAUCUUAUGUCCACGAUCACAAUCACAGACAGCAUACGGCGCUCCUUUUAACAACUUCAACGAAAAUAACAACAAUAAGAAGCUGCUGUACCUUUGCAGUCGUAACUGUAGAAAUGGCGGUCUGCGUCCUGACAGUUUCCUGAUGCACUGUAUCAUCUUCAUCAGCUGUUGUGAAAGUCGCAUUCAUCCAACUACUUAAUUACACAGCAGGCACAUUACCACCUUCGUCAUUACGAGCCGCUAUUUUACAGUGAAGAGAAAAACGUGUUUAAUCAUAAAUUGUGCUCGCGCCAAGUGCGACGGUGGUAUCAACAUGCGCCCGUCAACGUUCACUGAAGUAUUCGCAGGGAAGCGUCAAAAUAAAGGGUGACGAGACAGGCCUCGUGAGCAUUGCUAUGUUAUUAUUAUUACUAUUAUUGCUAUUGCUCUUAUUCGAACGGAUAAUUAGAUUCCAGCUGUUCGUUACUGCUGUCUUCAUCACCAUCGUCAUUCAUCGCUCACCAAUUAAUCAUCUGAGCCGACAACCCAAUUGAACGUUGAUGGAACUCGUGAAGUCCUGAAGCGUAGUAAGAUUUUAGGCUGUAGUUUGGCACAUGUUCAGGACGAAACGAAGAAAACGGACGACCGUAAGUGCUAUUCGGAGACUAAUUAAAAAAAUAUCAAGCCGCAGAUUGACUAAACUGUUUUUUACUACGAAAAUGUCUACAGAUGUGUGAAAUAUGAACGUAGGGUGGAACUUUUCAACGAAUUGCGCCCUAAGACCGCUGUAAUCGGCCCAGCUGAAAUCUAAUUUCUGACUUAAGGUAGUACAAGAACACUCAACUUUGUAUCUCGCCUGGGACAACAAGUGUUAACCUAGGAACGAAUAAAGGUUCCGGAGCUUCUCUAGACGUCACUAUAGCCAGUAGCUUUCAGCUUUGUUUUGUUUGGGUCAUUGACGAAUUCUGCAUGUCCUCGGAACAGUAGUGGAUUGGCAAAAUAUGGCUUGUAACAUUACCUCGUAAUCAGCAGCAAUCGGUCGCGUUUCUCUGCGAGACAAAAGGCUCAGUCAGUCUUGAUUUGACAUCUAUUUUGAAAGGAUUUCAAUCUGACUAGCUAACCCCACUAUUUCGGAUCACGUGGGACGAACGCGAGGCUACACGCGAAGUCUAUGAGCACAACAAACAACCACCGACCGCACACGAGAAACCUGCCAACUUUACUAAACGUAUUUAGCUAAUAUAAUAAAAAACGAAUCUGUUUCAACAAAUUGAUUUAGAAAAGCCGUAACCAAUCCACAAUUUCAAGACUGAGCUGUCUGGAUGCUCAAAAAAGCGUCGCAUCUAUAAGUCGAUCGUGCUCUUGCAUAAACCUUCGUGUCUGCGCAUAGGUGAAGCUAAUAUGUGACAGGUCAAGCCGUUCUCAGUUCACGCACUGCCGUUGAACAGAACAAUCGAUCUGCCAUACUGAAACAAUCAGCCCUAUUUUCUAGAGAGUUUUCAGUGAAGACGCACACAUUUAACCAAUACACGCACAUACAAAUUGCAACAGUGUCUCAACAAACGUCAAUAUAUGUCAGCAAGAAUAGCACAACCUAUGAAGAUUUAGAAGUAACUUACUAAGAGGCGCAGUCGGACGAAGGGCAAGACGAAAAAAGAAACACUAACAACAAACAAUAGAAACAGGUGGAAGUUGUCGCCUUAAGAACAAAGUGGCACGCCAGCGCCUUUUGCAGCGCCUUAAAUUUAAGUACGACUCCUCUCGCAGAUAGUAGUCGUUUCGCGCUGGCGGCGCUCAGGGUCCGAAGAGUCGGAGGGGUCAGGAGUAUCAGCAGUACAAGAUUAGGGGUAAGAUAAUCCUGUGAUAGCAAUUACACUGCUGACACACACGGAGACGAACACACAUAGACACACCGAAGUCUGACUCGCACGCGCACGGAAAUUUAUUAAUUUCCGUCUCAUUGCUACUCGUGCAUUAUUUCGAAAAUCAUCAACGUCAUCGACGACGAUCGGGUUCCGACUUCAGAAAUUGACUGUAUUUUCAUUUUUGUUAGGGAGACGAUGACGAAGGCAAACUUGAAAUCUCGUACCACUCCCUGCACUCUCCUUUAAAAUUGGACAACAAAAUCAACAGUAGAUGCAAGAAAUCGACAAACGUUUGCUUGCGUACGGAAACUUGUAUCGGUCAGGGCAGUGCGAAAAGUCAAUCCUAGAGCUGGAACCCAUUGAAGAUACUUGGAAGAAACAGUGAGUGCCUUGAAGGGGAGUCGUAAAUGAAAAAACUAAUCGAGUCCAUACGUUCGUAUGGAAUUCUCAUAGCAAAGGUAUGGCACGGGUAACAGUUAUAUCAUCAACCGGGACAAGACGUGGCUCUUAGGGAAGCUAGCUGGAUCAAGCAAACAACGUGUCUCCCUCGUCUAUCAUCAAUACGUCUGUAUUAAUCCCGUGUGUGUGUCCGUUUCGGUAUGUUUUAGCAAAGUGACAAUGAACCGGCUUCUGAGUGUGAUAACGGCGUUACUCCUGAUCGUCUCGACGGAGGCUCAUCAGACCCUGCAACCUGGGCAAACUUCGCGCGGUCGCAACGUGAGCCAAAUACUGGACAACUUCUUCAUCCGAGGAUAUGACAAAAGAGUGAGACCCAACUACGGCGGGCUUCCGGUGGACGUGGGGGUCACAAUGCAAAUCAUCAGUAUCAGCACCGUCUCCGAAGUCCAAAUGGAUUUCACGUCAGAUUUCUACUUCCGACAGCGAUGGCGAGACGAACGACUGUCGUUUGGCGCGCUGCCGGCCCUCGAGUCAAUGACGGUCGGUGCUGAGGUGGCGGAAAAGAUCUGGGUGCCCGACACGUUCUUUGCCAACGAGAAAAGCGCUUACUUCCAUACAGCAACCACGCCCAAUACCUUCCUUCGCAUCUCGCACAACGGCGAUGUGCUUAGAAGCAUUAGAUUAACCGUUACGGCUAGCUGUCCCAUGGAUUUACGCUACUUUCCGAUGGACCGACAAUCGUGUACUAUCGAAAUUGAAUCCUUCGGCUACACGAUGAAGGAUAUCAGUUACCGAUGGUCGGAUGGCGAAAAAUCGGUGCGUAUCAGCAAAGAGGUUGAACUGCCUCAGUUCAAGGUGCUCGGACACUCACAACGUUCGCGCGCUGUAGCUCUCUCGACUGGGAAUUACUCUCGACUCGUUUGCGAAAUCCGUUUUGUUCGCUCAAUGGGUUACUAUCUUAUACAGAUUUACAUUCCCGCCGGCCUUAUUGUAGUUAUCUCAUGGGUAUCGUUCUGGCUACACCGUAACGCGACCCCAGCUCGAGUCGCGCUUGGGGUCACCACAGUUCUCACAAUGACCACGCUCAUGUCUUCCACCAACGCUGCACUGCCAAAAAUCUCAUACGUCAAGUCCAUUGACGUUUACCUCGGUACGUGCUUCGUUAUGGUUUUUGCCUCGUUGCUCGAAUACGCCACCGUUGGUUACUUGGGUAAGCGGAUCGCCAUGAGGCGUACGCGAUGCCAACAAAUGGCCAAAUUGGCUGAGCAGCGGAGACAGCUGGAACAACUUGGUGAUCCUUACAGGCCGGGUCCGUAUGGUGGCGCAGGACCACCGUACGGGGGUGUAGCGGGUUAUGGAGGUCUAUUCUCGCUGGGACCCUCGCGGAUGCAUACUCCGGGCGCCAUUACGCCACACUACGACAAGAGCUGCGUUUCCAGUCCUACCGAGCCCACGCAGCAGCCGCACGACAUCUCACCGCCAAUCGUCAAGAGCGUCAGCACCUGUCAAGUGUGCCCGACGGCGGCGCCCCGGGAGAUCCGAGAAGUUUCUACAGCUCCAACCUACAUGAGUUUACACGAACGCCGGCGAGGUGUACCAGCGGACCCGUGCUGUGCAGGAGCUGUUCUAGGUGGUUUAAUAGGAGUCGGUGGGUCGGGUGGAGGCAUUGGGAUGGGCGGAAGCGGAGGCACGACCCAGAGUUGCGGCUGCCCUUCCCAGCCCACUUUGCCUCCACCCACGUCGACCACCCUAGCGGCCACAACGACAACAAACACGACUAUCACCGCACAGCAAGUGGCGCCGUCAACAUCGAUACCUAUGUAUCCAGGUAUCUUCCUCAACGAAUUAAUACUGAAACUUGAUGUUGCAUCGGAUCUUAGAAGCGGUCAAGAGGUUCGUCUACGAAUGAUUGAUUCGAAAGGGAGCGGACUAGGUCUGCUGCACAGAACGACGUCCUCGUUGGAGAACGCCUUAUCGCAACCUCCCCCAACUGCCGGCUUAUCAAUCAGCCUAGGAAAUUUGUCGACUGCGCCUGGCAGUGUCGGGCACGGGACGGCAUUGCUUCAAGAGCCGAUGUCCGACUCGCUAGAGACAGCUUUCUUCAAAAAUCCGAAUAAAUUGUUCGGAGUGUCUCCAUCGGAUAUCGACAAGUAUUCGCGAGUCGUAUUUCCCGUUUGCUUUGUCUGCUUCAACCUAAUGUACUGGAUCAUCUAUUUACAUAUUAGUGAUGUUCUACCGCAGGACCUCGUACCGGAUGACGCAUCACGGCGGUGAAACGUACCUAACGCGGUGCAUCGUCAUGGAAUCUAAGCAAAAACCUAUACAGCUUUACGUUGCUUGCAAGCUCAUACACACAGCCUCUCUCCUUAUCGAUGCUGAUGUCGCCAUUGUAGCGAUCCGGAGACUAACGCGCCGAAUACGAUACCGUUUGCUACGGCAGGCAAAAUCAACAGCUAAUAACUACUACUGAAAAAUGGCAUAGACUGGAUAGUAGCUGAUCUAGCUCGAGAGACAGCGCCAUAAUCAAUUAUAUCACAGUCAACCUACCUAAUUAUAUGCAAAGCUGAAAAUAACAACGUACGAUUUUGUCGGGCAGCAAGCGAAUGAACCAAUAACAAAAUAGCAACAGCACGAAGGGAGCAUGAAGCACCAAAUUGUAGGAGUUAGAAGAACGGGAAUGAAAUAUUAUACAGUAACCAAGUUUCCGCCUCUGCCGCUCGUAGCUAGGUCUCCAUGAAAACAAGCAUCUUGAGCUAACACGCUGAGCUACAUCUCAGAUCAGACCUGUAGAAACGGAAAUCUCUACCGAAAAUUCUAUCGUCGACGGAGAAAAUCAAGCACGUGUUGUUUUUGUCGUUAUUACGCCUGUGGCACCGACAAACAAACGGACUAAGCGGCCAGAUCCAUAGCUCUGUAUUCGGAAAAAGAUCGUACAACACACGCAAGUAAUGAACUAGUAGAGGAAACAACAACUGGCCGACCCAUACGUUCCGGCUGAACAGUGAUCGUUUUCUAUUGAAUGAUACCAGGUAGUUAAGCGCGAGCAAUCGAUAGUGGUGAUAACAAUGAUUAUCAACAGAAUGUUUAAACGCUGAUUAGUGUCCUUACAUCGGUCACCCGGUUGGCUGAGAUAAAGCCAUCACGAGGUUGUCCUAAAAGACAGUGGCCACUACUUUCGAGACAACACUGAAUAUUAUUAUAAGCCUAAAAGUACACAAUAGACGAGAUGAAAUCAAAGAAUAUACUGAUACUUGGUAUCAAACGAAUCGAUGUAAGAGGCUCAUUAAUCAAUAAGUCAGAAUGACGAUGAUGGAGAAAAAACAAACGAAACCUUAGGGUACGAGGCAUCACAAGUGCCUCGAAUGCAUGCUGAUUCAUUCAGAAGAAGCAGGCUGAAUGCAAAGUUAAGUGCUAAGGUAAACUAAUGAAAGGUUUGCAGCGGAAGCCAUCAUUACAUAAGACAGCAGCGAACCCACUGCUCUGAUUCUCUACUACCCCUCUUCCACAGGCUUCGCAUAGAUGAGAAACCGAAGGAAAGAAAACGAACGGAAAAAUGAAUCUGGUAAGAAUAUUAAUAGAUAACUGGAAAGAGACAAUUAUAUCAAUAUAUUAAUUAAUACUAACCGUUAUUCGUUUGUAUAAGAUCAUAACGUAAGGUCUAAACGAUUAUGAGUAUUACUGUUAUUAGGAUUAUAAGGUUAAUAUGUUUAUUAUUAUUAAG
This is a messenger RNA of Varroa destructor (honeybee mite), 8794 nucleotides long. Its product is annotated as gamma-aminobutyric acid receptor subunit beta-like. Gene Ontology annotation, biological process: monoatomic ion transmembrane transport. Gene Ontology annotation, molecular function: extracellular ligand-gated monoatomic ion channel activity; GABA-A receptor activity. Gene Ontology annotation, cellular component: membrane. The record is from RefSeq and is a predicted model, not a curated record. Lineage: Eukaryota; Metazoa; Arthropoda; Arachnida; Mesostigmata; Varroidae.